UGGAAUAGCAUUCUAUAGGCACGAGAGCCGGGAGUUGCAACUAUAAUUUGAGGCGUGGGGAGCAGACCUACGCCAUAGGCUAUAACACCAAUAUGUUCAGCGCUCAUGUGCAGGAAUACUGCCUUGCAACCACACUGUAUAGCAGGCAAGUGGACCUCAGCGAAUUCUGCAGUGCGGUACCCUUUGAGGAGAACUUUGCAAGAAAUUUGUUCAAUUUCUUUGACCAAAAUGGAGAAGGACUAAUCAGGCUUUCCAGCGUGAUUCAGCAGCUUGGUGAAUUUGAGAUGUUGCCACCAAUUGAGAAACUGCGAUACAUUUUCCACGUUAUUGAUACUGAAGGUACAGGACUGGUUAACAUGGAGACACUGCUGAAGCAUUUGGGACUUUGGGUCGACGUUCAAUCGUCUGGCCUCACCAGCCAACAAGUACAUUCUGUGGCCAGCGCAGUUUUUACAACUCAUGGAAAUGCAGAUGUAGUGUCAAUUGAAGAAGUUAUCAAGACAAUUGAGGAUAAUAAAGCAUUGAUGGCGGUUAUGACAAGCGUCCAUCAGAAUCAAGUCCUCGCCAAUGAGCAGCAAAGCAAAGGGCACCCUCAUCGAUCAAGCAGAACACCAUUUCCUUUCAAACUUCCUCGUCGAUUUUGUUCCGUUAAAUAUAUUGCUUACAAUAAGCGAAAGAUUGUAGUCUUCCUGUUUAUCAUCUUUGUCAAUAUGUUCAUGUCCGGUUACGGAGCUUGGAAAUACAGGGAGCAUAACUGGUGUGUCAUUAUAGCUCGAGGAUGUGGUGCCUCCUUAAACGUAGCGGUUGUCAUGGUGGUAAUGUUUAUGUUACGGUACUGGGCCACGCGUAUGAGGAGAACACGGAUGGCAAAGCUUCUUCCGCUGGAUAACUUCCUGAUGUUUCACAAAAUGCUAGGCGUCAUCGUGGCCUGCUACUCGUUAGUACAUACAGUCGCACAUGUUGGAAACGCAAUAUUGAUGACGCAACUGUCGACUAAUGGACUUAGUCUUUGGGAUGUGCUUUUCACCUUUAAAGCUGGAGUGGGCUACGUGAAGCACAGUGCAUAUAUUACCGGCUGGGUUCUAAUCAGCUGCCUCCUGGUACUCAUAUUGGGGUCAACUAACUAUGUACGACAACUACAUUUUCAGAUUUUCUUCAUGAGUCAUCUCCUUUACUUGCCGUUCAUCAUCACCCUGCUACUUCAUGGCCCAAACUUUUGGAAGUAUUUGGUUAUUCCUGGAGGAUUAUUCGUUGUGGAGAAAACAUGGAGCAGCGAUCUGUUAAAGAGACUUCGAUAUGGACGGACGUACAUAGAAGAGGUUCAUUUGCUUCCUAAUGGGGUUGCUCACUUGAAGAUGACCAGGCAUCGUAAUUUCAAGUUCAAUCCCGGAGAUUACGUCUUUCUACACAUCCCAGUUCUACAGAAGUAUGAGUGGCAUCCCUUCACAAUCAGUAGUGCCCCUGAUGAUACUGAAACCUUAUCGUGUCAUAUACGAUCACUGGGUGAUUGGACCAAAAACUUGUACAAGUUUUUUGAGACCCACACAGGACAGCAAAGAGUUGACAGUUACAUAGUGGACAACAACAAUGCAAGCACACCGAGUAAAAAGAGCACUCAGACAACCGGGUCCACUGUUACCAGAGUGAGACGAAGAAGUGCAUCUUUCCGUGCAAAUCGUCAGGUGUAUAUCGAUGGACCAUAUGCAACACAGUCUUGCCGUGUUUUUGAGACUGAUCACGCGGUUCUCGUCGCUACCGGUAUUGGUGUAACUCCAUUUGCAUCAAUCUUGUACAGCAUUUUACAUCGCUAUCGAAAUUCAAAGCUGACUUGUCCUUCCUGCCAUCACUCAUGGAUUGAGGAUGGUGCAGUAAGGUCAUUGAACCGCCUGAAGAAGGUGGAUUUUGUUUGGAUAAAUCGAGACCCGAAAUCGUUUGAGUGGUUUGUUAGUUUACUCGCUCAGCUUGAAAACCAGCAAGAGGAGACCAUAUUCUCCGAAUUUCUCACCAUCCAUUUAUACAUGACGUCAAAAUCGCGUAAAGAGGAUUCCCGCGACGUCGCGUUGCAGAUGGCACUGGAUCGCAUGUGCCACCAAACUACUUCUGACGUCAUCACAGGACUGAAAACAAGAACUAGGAUUGGACGACCGAAUUGGAGUGAGUUAAUGUCAUCAAUCCAGAAGAGACGUGCUGGCAAAGUAAAAGUAUUCUUCUGCGGCCCAACUAUAUUAGCAAAUAUAAUCAAGUCCCAAGCUCAGAAACAUGGCUUCCUUUUCUGUAAAGAAAUAUUUUGAUUAAUUGAAAAUAAAUUAUAUAAAUUAAUUGGAUUUUGUCGUUUAUAAGUAGCCACUAUUUUCAAUUAGCGAUAUUUAUAUUUCGUUAACCGUCGCUGACCAUGAUCCUUAUAGAGUACAUAGUGAAGUGGAAGCAAUGUAUCUAUUCAAAUAGAUUUUACAUCCUUUAUAUUUAUGUAGGUUUAUAUAUUUACGCAUGCAUCCGAAAUUAAUAAACUAAAAAGAACUGA
Molecule: messenger RNA, 2521 nt
Organism: Anneissia japonica
Lineage: Eukaryota; Metazoa; Echinodermata; Crinoidea; Comatulida; Comatulidae
Product: NADPH oxidase 5-like
Exons: 12
Coding region: 93-2291 (732 amino acids)
Biological process (GO): superoxide anion generation; defense response
Cellular component (GO): plasma membrane; NADPH oxidase complex
Molecular function (GO): superoxide-generating NAD(P)H oxidase activity
Source: RefSeq, a predicted model, not a curated record